Molecule: messenger RNA, 654 nt
Organism: Staurois parvus
Lineage: Eukaryota; Metazoa; Chordata; Amphibia; Anura; Ranidae
Source: the annotation of a GenBank genome assembly
AUGGAGCCCGUCUUCUCCUGCCUGCUCGGCACCGUCCUGCUCUCUUCAGUGCUUGCCCGAAAUGUGCUGCUUCUAGUCGGUGAUGAUGCUGGCUUUGAGAUGAAUGUGUAUAACAACACAGCCAUUCAAACUCCUCACUUAGAAGAGCUGGCCAAGCGGAGUCUCAUCUUCAAGAAUGCAUUCACGUCUGUAAGCAGCUGCUCUCCUAGUAGAGGUGCUAUCCUGACCGGACUUCCUCAGCACCAGAAUGGUAUAUACGGCCUUCAUCAAGAUGUUCACCACUUUAAUUCAUUUGAUGAUGUGAAGAGUUUACCCCUGCUGCUUAACCAGGCUGGCAUCCGAACAGGAAUAAUUGGGAAGAAGCACGUGGGACCAGAGUCUGUCUACCCAUUUGAUUUUGCCUACACAGAAGAAAACAGCUCAGUGCUACAAGUUGGACGAAACAUAACACGAAUCAAAGCGUUAGUCAGAAAAUUUUUGCAAAGCAAAGAUCAAAGACCGUUCUUUCUCUAUGUUGCUUUCCAUGAUCCCCAUCGCUGUGGGCACUCCCAGCCUCAGUAUGGAACAUUCUGUGAGAAAUUUGGAAAUGGGGAACCUGGAAUGGGGCGAAUUCCAGAUUGGAAACCACAGUAUUAUAUGGCCGAUCAAGUUCAG